Molecule: messenger RNA, 1682 nt
Organism: Schistosoma margrebowiei
Lineage: Eukaryota; Metazoa; Platyhelminthes; Trematoda; Strigeidida; Schistosomatidae
Source: the annotation of a GenBank genome assembly
UAUUAUUUCGGCGCGCUACUCAUUUCGUGUGCUACGUUGCUAGUUAUAGUAAAGCGACGGCAGUCUGUCUACGGAAUGUUUUCUUGCCUACAGCUAAUCAAUGCCGUUUAUCAGGACUUCCAAUCCGCACAUACUUUAUUAUCAUACUUAGUCUCGGAAAUUAAACAACUAGCAAAAAUUGAAGCUAAAGCAGUACGCGCUGUUCGUAUCGCUUUCGUCAUCCUAGCUUGUUUAUUGUACUUGUUGAUAGAGUGCAAUAUUAGUAAUAGCUUAACGUUGACAGCAUUUACGCAUUUGUUGAUAUUCGACUUAUUAUCGGUUAUUGUCGCACUAAUAAGCUUUUGGGCUAACAGAAAAAAAGCCUCCAUUGAAUCUUAUAGCUUGGGGUAUGAAAGAUUUGAAGUAGUUGCUGUUUUUGCUUCCACUAUCUUGGCUAUUCUCUUAUCGUUUUUCGAAAUAAAAGAGGCUGUCGAACGGAUAUUUGAACCUGCAGAGAUCUCUUCUAAUCAUAUGCUUACGCCUUGUUUAAUAGCAUUUGGUGUUCAUCUUCUUUCCGUUUAUGGAAUUGAUAAUAUGGCUUUUACACAUGUCAUCCAAGCUUGUGGAUCAAGUUGGCUACAAGAGCAUACGACUGAUAUAAGCCGGACAAUCUGUCGAAUUAUUCCCGGGUUAUCACGUGUUCUUUUGCCACGAGUUAACCCAAUAUCACUGAUUGGUGUAAGUACAACUACAACUGUCUGUAUUGUUUACCUCAUAUUAAUCAAUAUGUCAAAAAAGUCACAACAUAUCAACUUUCCAGACCCUUUGCCUGAUACUUUGGGCGGAAUAAUAAUUUCCCUUAUGCUAUUUGGAACAAUGAUGCCUAUGAUGUUGUACAGUGGCCGGAUACUACUUCAAACAACACCCGCUCACUUGGUUAGCCCCUUAGAUAAAGCGCUUCGAGAAGCCUCUACAGUUGAUGGUGUUCUUGAGCUGCAAAAUGAGCACAUAUGGUCGAUUGGAUACAAGGACCUUGCAGGAAGUUUGUAUGUUCGUGUUCGCCGGGAUGCUAAUGAGCAGUUGGUUCUGGCACACGUAACCAACCGUCUUUCCAGUUUGGUGAAAUAUUUAACAAUACAGGUUUAUAAAGAUGACUGGACACGAGCAACAAACUCGUUUAUCAUGAAUUGGUCACCCGCGAACAACGCACUGUACAAUCAGAACAUUCCUGGUACACAAGUUAGACCUGAUCUAAAGCAUAAUCUCCCAUCAUCUUUACCUGCAUCAACCUCACAUCACAAAACGGAGGCAGACAGUUAUCAGGAACUUCAAGUUAAUCCUGAUCAUUAUAUCUAUGCGUAAACGUUUAUCUCUUAACAGUUAGUUGAUUGGAGCAAAUGAUCUCUUUUACACAAAUUAACAUGGUUGAGUAUUUCACUUUUAUUGUUGUAUUAACAUCUUGAAAAAUAUUUUUGAAAAAUUAUAAAAAGAGCAGCGUAUUUCAAAGUUAUUAUCUGGUAACUUGGAUUAGUUUUAAUUUCGUUUGAUCAAACUUCCAACAGGAGGAACAGAUAACUUAACAGAUUCUGAGGAUGUAUCAUGGGGUUGAACGUUGGUAGGAAUACCUGUAUCCCAUUUACUUGGUUUUUUUGGUUCUGUAAAAUAAAAGUAUGAUAAUUUGAAUCAAGAAUACAAAGUUACAU